Aphanomyces astaci is the source of this 2435-nucleotide messenger RNA. RefSeq lists its product as hypothetical. Bases 59 to 2404 code for a protein of 781 amino acids. Gene Ontology annotation, molecular function: ubiquitin-protein transferase activity. The record is from RefSeq and is a predicted model, not a curated record. NCBI's taxonomy places the organism in Eukaryota, Oomycota, Saprolegniomycetes, Saprolegniales, Verrucalvaceae. The transcript has 3 exons.
UGCAUUUGCAACUGACUCUUCCACAAGAGGGUGUUCAGUACGUACGUCGAGAGCGGUCAUGGCAGUGCUGUUUGGAGUCCAGCUGUCAUCCACGACGGCAGGGAUCGUGUAUGCGCUGCUGGGCUUGGCGCUGGUGCUGCUGAUCGGCGCGAUCAUUUAUUAUUGGAACUACGCGCGGCGAAUUGAGCGGUUCCUCGAGAACGACAACCGGCACAACAACAUGAUGCGGCAGGACCUGGUCGACACGUUCGUGGCACGCGGCGAGAAAGAGUGGACGUGCUCGAUUUGCUUCCAUGAGAACCACCCUACGAAGAAGGAGUGCGUGAUGUGCGGGACGCCGCAGAUCGUGGUCGACACGAUCAAUUCGCACUACGACGCGUCGGUGCCGCGGCCGUCCGGCCUUCGCAAGUCGGACUUUGUCAACCCGACGCUGCACAAGUCGCGAUCGGUCGUACUGGACCAGCAAAGCCGCAUCCGAUCGUUCCACGUGCGACGGCUCAAGCAAAUGGACCUGACCACGCGCCAAAAGGCGGCGAUGCGGCGGCAUCUGUGGAGGCGAAAAAAGGGGCCCGACGGCAACAUGCAUUGGAUUCGCAUCGACGCCGACGUGAACGACCCCACGCGCGAGAGCACCGUGGACAUGGAGAUGCACGGCGAAGGCCACGACUUUGUAGACAUGCUCAGCCCCAUCUCGAACACGGGGUCGUCGCUUGCCGAAGAAGACGAGUCAUCGACCAACUCGACGCGUCGUCAUGAAAACCAUGUCGCAUUGGCAAUGCGGGACCUGGGCUACAUGGAAGAAGAAGAAGCACCGUCUUCGUCGGCGUUGCAACACCCGCUGCGGUCCACGGCGCUCCAGCAGCUCGAAAACGCUGAAGAGCGGCAAUCCAUGUUUACUGGCAAUUCUACUAGUACGACUACAAGUAGUAGUAGCCACCAUCGCAAGGCACCGGCUGUGGCUUCGUCGGCGGCCAUGCCCAGCAGCAGCAGCGGCACCGCCGUCAUCACCGAGGGCACUGGGUUUGGAUGGGGCCAAGGGCAGACGAGUUUUCCGCUGGCGGCCAUCUCCGAGGACGAGCGGCGCGAAAACUUUACGACGCUGUCGACGGGGUACAUCCGGCACACGACGGCGGAUGGCGCGAUGGAGUUUGCCCCGGCGUUGGGGGUCGUUGUGGACGGCGGAUCAUCGCGGCAGCCCGACUGCGACGACGACCUGGAAGAGAUAGCCGCGCUUACGUUUCAAGAAAAGAAUAAUUGGUUUCUCCAUCAAGUGCAAAAGCGGUGGCGUCGGUACGAGGACGGCCACAUCCAGUUUGUGGUCCGAAGGGAUCACAUCGUGGCGGAUUCGAUGGAGCAGACGCUCAAGUGCCCCGCGUCGCGGUUCUGGGAGCGCCUUCGCAUCUUUUUUGAGAACGAGCCAGGGCUAGACGCCGGUGGGUUGAUUCGCGAAUGGUACGAACUGCUCUGCGACAGGGUGUUUGGCGAAGAAAUGGGUCUCUUUGUUGCGACCAAGGGGUCCAACCUGGCAUACUGGAUCAACCCCAAAGCUGUGCUACGACCCAACUACCAGCAAGAGUUUGAGUUUGUCGGCCGGUUGAUUGGCAAAGCGCUGAUUGAAGGCUUCAACAUGAAGAUGUCCCUCGCACUCCCGUUGAUCAAGCACAUGUUGGAAGUGCCCAUCUCGUUUUCAGACCUCGAGUUCCUGGACGACGAACUGUAUCGCAACUGCACGUGGCUCAAACGCAACAACCAAGCCGACUUGUUGUCGUUGGAUUUCACUGUGACGGGGCUGACAAACUUGGAAGUGAUCGAGUUGGUGCCUGGCGGUGCCGCCAUUGCCGUUACGGACGACAAUAAGGCCGAGUACCUCGACUUGCUGCUCAAGUUCCACAUGUUUGGCAGCAUCGCGUCGCCGCUGAACGCGUUCCUCAAGGGCUUUUACGACAUUGUGCCUCUCUUUUUGAUCUCAGUGUUUGAUUACCAAGAAUUCGACCUGCUUCUGUCGGGGAUGCCAGACAUCGACACGAACGACUGGCGCGUGUACAGCGAAAUCCGGUGGAUCAAGCUCGAGACCCCCUCGGUCGCGGAGACGGCGGUAGUCGACUGGUUCUGGGCGGUUGUGGCCAAUUUUUCCCCGGAAGAGCGCGCGCGGCUGCUGCAGUUUGCCACGGGCACGUCUCGGGUGCCGGUGCAAGGCUUCAAAGCGCUGACGUCGACCGAUGGCCGCGUGCGCCGGUUUACAAUUCAAGUGGUGAACCGGGGACCACCCCCGACGGGUCUCAUGCCCAAGGGACACACGUGCUUCAACCGCAUCGACUUGCCGUUGUACGCCAACAAGGCCGAGCUGGCCAAGUACUUGACGCUGGUGAUCAACAUGGAAAUCACGGGGUUUUGGCUCGAAUAACAUGACAUUUAUAUGUGUGUCUGGUGUGUGA